Danio rerio (zebrafish) is the source of this 4696-nucleotide messenger RNA. Lineage: Eukaryota; Metazoa; Chordata; Actinopteri; Cypriniformes; Danionidae. The record is from RefSeq and is a predicted model, not a curated record.
UAAAGGUUUAAUGGUAUCGCUUUGGAUUACAACCAGCAAAGCACCACAUAGGUACAGUGAAAUAACGGUGUACUCUUCUGCUAAACUUCACGUUUUUAUCUGCUGGAGUGGGAUGACGAGCUGAAUCAAUCACACACUGUUUAUUGAACGACGCAUAUUUUUCUCUUUGAUUGGACAACCACAGUCACAAUUCUGAAGCAGAGAUGUCGCAUCAUGACAAAAGCAAGAGGGAGCAUAGUCCCCCUGAUAGUCGUCCCAACAUGAGUGAUCUGAGGAUUGUCCUGCUGGGGAAGAGUAUUGAAGAAAACCGCAGAGUUGUAAACUUAAUCUUAAAUAAAGAAGCAUUUGAAAGGAAAGCGCCUUCAUCUACUGUAGAGGAGUUCAGUGAAAGAGUAGAGGGCAGAAACAUCACAGUCAUCAGCACAUCUCACCUGCUCAACCCAAAACUCAAUUUACAAGCAAUCAUACAGAAAGCAUCAGCACUGUCUUCUCCAGAACCUGAUGUGAUCAUACUGGUGCUGCAGCACAGGGAUUUCAGUAAGGAGCAGAGAGAUCGAUUACCUUCAGUGUUGAACUGCUUUGGUGAGCAGGCAAUGAAGCGCACACUAAUCCUGACUACUGAUGAUGAGCCAGGUCAAGCUGGACUGAGAUCUGCACAAGAAAAUAAGUUAUUUCAGGAAAUAUCUACAGAAUGUGGAGGAGGACAUCUGCAGCUUCACAACACACGGCAUUCUUCAUUUAUUAAAAAAAUUGAGGAAAUGAUUUCUGGACAACAGUACUCAUCGCUGGACAGCAGAGCAGCAGAUUCUGAUGACAGACAGUUGGUAAAAAAGGAAGGCCAUGAAUCAAGGAAAACUGAAAGUGGCUGUCAGGAAUUUGACGGUAAUUCCCACAGUUGCUUCCAACUACCAACAAGAGAGAGAGCUCUGAGGAUUGUUCUUCUGGGAAAGAAUAUUUCAGAAAACAGCCGAGUCAGAAACUCAAUCCUGGGAAUAGAUGUGAAUGAGAGUGUUCAAUUUAUAUAUUUAAAGCAGCACAAUGUGCUGAAAAUAAGUGGAGUGGUGAAUGACAGACAUGUGGCGGUCAUUAACACUCUUCAUCUGCUGAAUCCAGACACUUCAGUUCAUCAGAUCACACAGACAGUCAAAGAGUGUGUAGAAAUGUCUGAUCCAGGACCUCAUGUGUUUAUACUCGUACUACAGUAUAAAGACUUCACAGAGGACGACAUGACAAGAGUUAAACAUGUGCUCAACACAUUCAGUGAAGAUGCACUUAAACACACCAUCAUCAUCACCACUGAUAAAGAGACACACCACUCACACAUGAACACAGCUAUUUCCCAGAUAAUAAAUGUGUGCAGAGGAAGACAUUUGCUGCUUAAAGAGAGAAAACCAGAUUGGCCUGCUGAGAUCUUGAAUAGAGUUGAUAUGAUGCUGAAAGAUACCGAAGAUUACUAUGUCACUUGUGAGGUAUAUGAAGAUGCUAAAGAAGUGUCUGAGGAAGAAGAGCAGAGCAGAUCUUUGCGUUCAUCCAGAUCAGAAGUAAACAAACAUCUUUCUUAUCAUGAUAAUGAUGGAAAUCCCAAACAGAGCAAGAGAAAUGAAGGAACGUUAGUUGAUAUACGAGAGUGGAUUCGCACCAGCUGUAAGUAUAUUAAACUAUUAAGAGCAAUGCCAAAAUAUAGCUCUGGAAAACAGAAGCUGAAUCUGGUGCUGUGUGGAAGUGAUGGAGAACUUAAAGUCUCAGUGUCCAAACUUUUACGAGGAAAACCGAUCAGUACACCACACCAGAGAGUAAGCAGUGAAGAGUUUUUUAAGAAAGAGAAGGUUCAUGGUCAUCAUAUCAGUCUGCUGGAGCUUCCAGCUCUCAGUCGUCUCUCAGAAGAUGAAGUGAUGCGUCAGACUCUCCGCUGUGUGUCUCUUUGUCAUCCUGGAGUUCAUGCUUUCCUCCUCAUUAUUCCUGUUGGAUCACUGACUGAUAGAGACAAAUUGGAAGUAGAAAAGGUUUUGAAUAUAUUUGACACCAAGCAACAUAUCAUAGUGAUAUUUAUCAAUGAUGGCACAAGUAAAAGUCCAGUGAGAGACUUCAUAAAAUCCAGGCCAGAAUGUCAAAAGUUGAUCAGUCAUUGUGGAGGUCUGUACUGUGUCAUGGGUCUAAAAGAACCUGCAAGCUCAAAACAGAUCCCACACCUGCUAGAGUAUAUAGAGAAGACGAAGAUUCAACCAUAUUCACCUCAGAUGUUUGUAAAAGCUCAGAAAAACAGAGGCAGACGUGAAGCAGAGGAGAAAUAUCAAGAAGAACUGAAGAGACUGGAGAAUAAAAUCAAAGAGCUUCAAGAGAAGGGUCAGACAGAAGGUGCUGAUUGUACAGAAGAUCUGCAGUGUCUCAGGAUUGUGUUGAUUGGAAGAACAGGAAGUGGAAAGAGUGCAACAGGAAACACUAUUCUUGGAAGAGAGGAAUUUUGCAGCCAGUUAAGGCCAGAUUCAGUGACGAAUGUCUGUGAGAAAGGAGUUGGAGAAGUUGAUGGUCGAUCAGUAGCUGUUGUUGAUACUCCAGGACUCUUCGACACAACACUGACAAAUGAUCAAGUGGUGGAAGAAAUAGUGAAAUGUGUUUCACUGUCAGCUCCUGGACCUCAUGUGUUUAUCAUUGUGGUGAGUGUGGGAAGAUUCACCAAAGAGGAGACAGACACUAUUGAUCUGAUCAAGAAGAUAUUUGGUCAAAAAGCUGCUCAGUUCAGCAUCGUUCUGUUCACCAGAGGAGAUGAACUUAAAGAUCAAUCUAUAGAGGAUUUUGUGAGGAAAGGACACAAUGCAGAACUGAAGAAACUGAUCAGAGAUUGUGGGAACAGACUUCUGGCUUUCAAUAACAGAGAAAAACAAGACAAAACUCAAGUGAUGAAGCUGUUAAAGAUGAUAGAAGAGGUGAAGAGUAAUAAUCAGGGUCAAUACUUCACUAAUGACAUGUUUGAGGAGGCAGAGAUGUCCAUUAAGAAGAAAAUGGAGGAAAUUAUGAAGGAGAGAGAGACAGAGAUUCAGAAACAGAGAGAAGAGUUACAAGACAAAUAUGAGAUGGAGAUGAAGAGACUCGAAGAAGAGAAACAAAGAGCAGAAGAGGAGAGAAGGAAAAUUGAGAAUCAACUGAAGCUGAAAGAGGAAAAACUCAGAAAAGAGUUUGAAGAGAAGGAGAAAACAGAACAGAAGAAACGAGAGAUUGAAAACCAGAAACGGUCAGAAGAGGAAAAACAGCAGAGAGCUGAAUAUGAUCAGAUAAUAGAAGAAAUGAAGAGAGAGAAAGAAAAUCAGAGAUCACAGUAUGAACAACAGCAGAAAGAAAGAGAAGAACAAGACAGAAAGAGAGAAGAGAAAUACAGACAAGACCAAGACAAGAUGAGAAAUGAUCAAGAGAGAAUUAUAGCAGAGGUACAGAGAAAACAAGAGGAGGAAAUAAAGAAGAAAGAAUAUGAUAAUCAAAAGAGGAACAAGGAAGAAGAGGAGGAAAGACAGAGGUGGGAAAGAAGAACAAAAGAAGCUGAAAAUGACAGAAAAGAGAUUCUGGAGGAAAUUAAACGACAGCAGAGAGAAUGGGAGGAUGAGAAGAAACAAAGGUUGAGAGAACGAGAGGAAGAAGAAAGAAAAAGAAAAGAGAAACACGAAGAACAACUGAGAGAAAAACAAGAAGAACUGGAGAAAAUGAGAAAGAGAUUUGAAGGAGAAAGAGAAGAAGAACGACAGAAGAUGGAGGAGGAGAGACUGAAACAGAGAAGAGAAAGAGAAGAAAAGGAGAGAGAAUAUGAGGAAAAGAGACAGGAGACAAAGAGACAUUAUGAACGACUGGAACGAGAGAGAAAAGAGGAGUGGGAGAGAAGAAAACAUGAAGAUGAAGAGAGACGAGAAGACGAGAGAAAGAGAUGGAAGAAAAUGAUUGAAGAUCUGAAACAAGAGCAAGAAGAGGAGAAAGGUAGACGAGAAGCAGAGGAGAAAGACAGGCAAAAGAGAGAAGAGAAAGAGAGAGAUGAAAUGAAACAGAAACAUGAAGAGGAAAUAAAACAGAUAAAGAAGAAACAUGAAGUUGAGGCCAGAAGACAAGCAGAAGAACUGAAUAGUUUCAGAGAGAAAAAAGAGCAGCACAUUCAGGAGCUCAAAGAGAUGCUGGAGGAACAACAGAAACAACAUCAAAUACUGGAGAAACUUUACCAACACCUGCAAGACAAGAAAGAAGAGGACUUACUACGAGAAGUUGAAAGAAUGAAGAAUAAAUCCACCUGUAACAUUCUGUGAUGGUCACCUUUCCUGUUUAUAACUACUGCUUUCUAUUAGUAAUGUUAAAGGGCUUCUAUUUUAUCCUUUUACAAGAUGCAAGAUCAGUUUUUUGUGUCUCCACAAUGAGUCUGUAAAGUUUCAGCUUAAAAUACCCAUCAGAUUAAUUCAUAUACAAGAAGAAUCUGCCCAAUUUGACCUCAGUGCAAAGUGUAGCAAUUUUUAUAGCUUGUACCUUUAAAUGCAAAUGAGCUGGUUCUCCCCACUCACUGUUACCACAUAUGUGCCUGCUUCUCCUGCUGCAUGACAUAAACAGCAGUCAGUGACAGUUCCAUGGUCACCAGCGAUCCCGCAUAGGCAGAUUGCUGGUGAACACAGAGAUCACAGAGAACUACAAAUCUGCCAUUUUAUGGACUACAGUUCCAGUCAUGCACCAC